GUGUGUUUGGCGUAUGCUUUUAUACAUUCUACUAGUGGGAGGUUGCCCAAUUUCACGUGGAACUAUGCUACUCCGUAUCACAAAUUUUAGUAUUUCCUUUUAUAAUUUGGAAAUUUAUUUCCUCACAAAAAAAUCAAACUUCCCCAAAUUUAAACAAUAAAUUUUUUUGAUGAACUUCUACACAAUUCCUACAAUUUAAUCCCCUUCAAUUUGAUUUUUGGAGGAGCAAGAAAAGAUAAACCCCACCAAUUGUUUGCUUGUUCUUUGUUGAAAUUGAAUUCAAGGGUAGAAAACUUUCAGCAAACCCUAAAACUAAAGGGGAAGGUUGGUAAUUGGUGACUAGAAACAAAUGGGUUCGGAUGUUAUCGAUGAUCCCGUUCUUAAUGAGGAAAGCGAUGCUCCGGAGGAUGUAGUGGAUGAUCCUCAGUCCAACAAAAGAAAGCGGGGUAAAUUACCAAAAAAAAUAAUGAAGGCAGAGAGAGAAAGAUUGAAGCGUGAACAACUAAAUGUGCUUUUCGAUAAACUGGCUGGUGUUCUUGAUUUAAACCAAGAGAACAACGGUAAAGCUUGUGUACUGAACGAGACGAUUAAGCUCAUGAAAUAUAUGGUUUCUCAUAUUCAAAGCCUCAGAAAGGAGAAUGCAACUCUGCUGUCAGAGUCUCAAUAUAUGACAGCAGAGAAGAAUGAGCUUAAAGAAGAGAAUUCUGCACUUGAAGUGCAGAUAAGGAAAAUGCAAAAUGAAGUGGAAGAGAAGCUAGGCCAAUCUAAGCCUGUCCUAAACGCAAGCCCCCCUCUUGAAUGUUGGCAUGGAGAAACACCUUCACACUUCAUGGAAGGCCAGUUACCACCAUUGGCGACCACUGAUCCAUCUUCACAACAGCCAAUUCUUGGCCCACUCUAUGUCAUUCCAAUCAAUCCUGACCUGCAAACUUUUCAAAAGGCUGAUGCAGCUUCUAAUUUACCUAGAACUGUGAGCAAACCUCAUGCUAGAUAUCCCACACCAGCUGACUCGUGGCCAUUGCAGCUGUUGUCGAAGCCAGUGGAGACGAUAAUAGGACAGACAACAUCAUAGAUUGCACUUGGUGUAGUAGAAUUAGCAGACAGACAACUUGGUGGACUCGACUUCAAUUCCCUCACUGAUUAUAGUAUAUAGCUACGUAAGGAAUGCAAGUAAUCCAUGUAUUAGCUUAUGUCACUAUAUUCAGUCUCAUAUUUGUAAAUCAAUGGAGUUUCUAGCAUUUAUAGCAAUAUUAAGUCUUGAUGUACAUGUUUACUAGCUUCUUUCAUAGGUCAUGCUUCUCAAUUGCUUUUUCAUUAAUCAAAACAAGAUUUUCCAAAA
Molecule: messenger RNA, 1339 nt
Organism: Chenopodium quinoa (quinoa)
Lineage: Eukaryota; Viridiplantae; Streptophyta; Magnoliopsida; Caryophyllales; Amaranthaceae
Product: transcription factor bHLH47-like
Exons: 5
Coding region: 350-1072 (240 amino acids)
Molecular function (GO): protein dimerization activity
Source: RefSeq, a predicted model, not a curated record